This is a messenger RNA of Mandrillus leucophaeus (drill), 6877 nucleotides long. RefSeq names its product proteasome (prosome, macropain) activator subunit 4 (gene PSME4). Gene Ontology annotation, cellular component: cytosol; spermatoproteasome complex; nucleus. Bases 320 to 5353 code for a protein of 1677 amino acids. Gene Ontology annotation, biological process: proteasomal ubiquitin-independent protein catabolic process. Gene Ontology annotation, molecular function: peptidase activator activity; proteasome binding. Lineage: Eukaryota; Metazoa; Chordata; Mammalia; Primates; Cercopithecidae. The transcript is spliced from 46 exons. The record is from RefSeq and is a predicted model, not a curated record.
AGUCGGAGAGCCCCCGGAGCCGGGCGGGCGUCCAGAGCCGGGCCCGCGGGGCUUCGUCCCGCAGAAGGAGAUCGUCUACAACAAGCUGCUGCCCUACGCCGAGCGGCUAGACGCGGAGUCCGACUUGCAGCUGGCCCAGAUCAAAUGCAACCUGGGCCGGGCGGUGCAGCUCCAAGAGCUGUGGCCCGGGGGCCUCUUCUGGACCAGGAAACUCUCCACAUAUAUUCGACUUUAUGGGAGAAAAUUUAGCAAAGAAGAUCAUGUUCUUUUUAUUAAGUUAUUGUAUGAGCUGGUAUCAAUUCCAAAACUGGAAAUCAGCAUGAUGCAGGGAUUUGCCCGCCUUUUGAUCAACUUGUUAAAGAAAAAGGAACUUCUUUCAAGAGAUGAUUUGGAGUUACCCUGGAGACCACUUUAUGACAUGGUAGAAAGAAUAUUAUAUUCCAAGACAGAGCACCUAGGAUUAAAUUGGUUUCCUAAUUCUGUAGAAAAUAUUCUCAAAACACUCGUGAAAAGCUGCCGACCAUAUUUUCCAGCAGAUGCCACAGCUGAGAUGCUAGAAGAAUGGCGACCUUUAAUGUGCCCUUUUGAUGUAACCAUGCAAAAGGCCAUCACUUACUUUGAAAUAUUUCUUCCUACCUCCCUUCCUCCAGAACUUCAUCAUAAAGGUUUUAAACUUUGGUUUGAUGAAUUAAUUGGCCUUUGGGUUUCGGUGCAAAAUCUCCCACAGUGGGAGGGGCAACUAGUAAAUCUCUUUGCUCGAUUGGCUACAGAUAAUAUAGGGUACAUAGAUUGGGAUCCAUAUGUACCAAAGAUAUUUACAAGAAUUCUGAGAAGCUUGAACCUCCCAGUGGGAAGCAGUCAAGUGUUAGUCCCAAGAUUUUUAACAAAUGCUUAUGAUAUUGGACAUGCUGUAAUAUGGAUCACCGCCAUGAUGGGUGGACCAAGUAAGCUAGUGCAAAAACACUUAGCUGGUUUGUUUAACAGCAUCACAUCUUUUUACCAUCCUUCAAAUAAUGGGCGCUGGCUGAACAAGUUAAUGAAACUACUUCAGCGGCUGCCAAACAGUAUUGUUAGAAGAUUGCAUCGUGAAAGAUACAAGAAGCCCUCUUGGUUAACUCCUGUGCCUGAUAGCCACAAGCUUACUGAUCAAGAUGUUACAGACUUUGUACAAUGCAUUAUUCAGCCUGUCCUCUUGGCUAUGUUUAGCAAAACUGGUAGUCUAGAAGCAGCCCAGGCUUUGCAGAAUCUUGCACUCAUGAGACCUGAAUUAGUAAUACCCCCUGUACUUGAAAGAACGUAUCCUGCAUUAGAGACAUUAACAGAACCUCACCAGCUCACAGCCACUUUAAGUUGUGUAAUUGGAGUAGCCCGCAGUUUGGUAUCGGGAGGCAGAUGGUUUCCUGAAGGUCCUACACAUAUGCUACCUCUGUUGAUGAGAGCAUUGCCUGGGGUGGAUCCAAAUGACUUUAGUAAAUGCAUGAUCACAUUCCAGUUCAUAGCAACAUUUUCUACUCUGGUGCCUUUAGUAGAUUGUUCAUCUGUACUACAAGAAAGAAAUGACCUCACAGAAGUGGAACGAGAACUUUGUUCAGCCACAGCUGAAUUUGAGGACUUCGUCUUACAAUUUAUGGACAGAUGCUUUGGACUUAUAGAAAGUAGCACAUUGGAGCAAACAAGAGAAGAGACAGAAACUGAGAAAAUGACACACUUGGAGAGUUUGGUCGAAUUAGGUCUGUCUUCUACGUUUAGUACAAUCCUCACCCAAUGUUCCAAAGAAAUAUUUAUGGUGGCCCUUCAGAAGGUUUUUAAUUUUUCUACUUCACAUAUAUUUGAAACAAGAGUAGCAGGUCGCAUGGUGGCAGACAUGUGCCGCGCUGCUGUAAAGUGCUGCCCAGAAGAAUCUUUGAAGCUCUUUGUUCCCCACUGCUGCAGUGUUAUAACUCAGCUUACAAUGAAUGAUGAUGUAUUAAAUGAUGAAGAGCUAGACAAGGAAUUACUGUGGAAUCUUCAACUUUUGUCUGAGAUUACCCGAGUGGAUGGAAGGAAGUUGCUUCUUUAUAGGGAGCAGCUUGUAAAGAUUCUCCAGAGAACCCUACAUUUAACCUGUAAGCAGGGUUACACUCUGUCUUGUAACCUUUUGCAUCAUCUUCUGCGUUCUACCACACUUAUCUACCCUACAGAAUACUGCAGUGUGCCAGGUGGCUUUGACAAGCCUCCUUCUGAAUACUUCCCUAUCAAGGACUGGGGCAAACCCGGGGACUUAUGGAAUCUGGGAAUCCAGUGGCAUGUUCCUUCUUUAGAAGAAGUGUCUUUUGCCUUUUAUCUUUUGGACUCCUUUCUUCAGCCUGAGCUUAUCAAACUCCAACAUUGUGGGGAUGGAAAACUUGAAAUGUCUAGAGAUGAUAUUCUACAGAGUCUGACUAUAGUGCACAACUGUUUAAUUGGCUCUGGAAACCUCCUACCUCCGUUGAAAGGAGAGCCAGUUACUAACUUAGUACCAAGUAUGGUGUCCUUGGAAGAGACAAAGUUGUAUACUGGACUUGAAUAUGAUCUGUCUCGAGAGAACCACCGCGAAGCAAUUGCUGCAGUUAUAAGGAAACUUCUUAACCACAUACUUGAUAAUUCAGAAGAUGAUACGAAGUCAUUAUUUCUUAUUAUAAAGAUUAUUGGAGACCUUUUGCAAUUCCAAGGAUCUCACAAGCAUGAAUUUGACUCCCGAUGGAAAAGCUUCAACUUAGUAAAGAAAUCAAUGGAAAAUCGGCUCCAUGGGAAAAAACAACAUAUCAGAGCACUGUUGAUUGAUAGAGUAAUGUUACAGCAUGAGCUACGGACACUAACUGUUGAGGGUUGUGAAUACAAAAAGAUACAUCAAGAUAUGAUCAGAGAUCUUCUUCGCUUAUCUACAAGUUCAUACAGUCAGGUGAGAAAUAAGGCUCAGCAAACAUUUUUUGCUGCCUUGGGAGCAUAUAACUUCUGUUGCAGAGAUAUCAUUCCCUUGGUUUUGGAGUUCUUAAGGCCUGAUAGACAAGAUGUUACACAGCAGCAAUUCAAGGGUGCCUUGUACUGUCUCCUUGGAAAUCACAGUGGUGUGUGCUUGGCAAACCUUCAUGAUUGGGACUGUAUUGUACAGACUUGGCCAGCGAUUGUUUCUUCAGGGCUUAGCCAAGCAAUGUCCCUGGAAAAGCCAUCAAUAGUGAGACUGUUUGAUGAUCUUGCAGAAAAGAUUCAUAGGCAGUAUGAAACAAUUGGCUUGGACUUCACAAUUCCAAAGUCAUGUGUUGAAAUAGCGGAAUUACUUCAACAGUCAAAAAACCCCUCUAUCAACCAGAUAUUGCUUAGCCCAGAAAAAAUUAAGGAAGGAAUUAAACGCCAACAAGAAAAGAAUGCUGAUGCCCUAAGGAACUAUGAAAAUUUGGUAGACACCUUGCUAGAUGGUGUGGAGCAAAGAAACCUGCCCUGGAAAUUUGAACAUAUAGGCAUUGGGCUUCUGUCUCUACUGCUGAGAGAUGACCGAGUGUUGCCUCUUCGUGCCAUACGGUUUUUUGUUGAGAAUCUCAACCAUGAUGCAAUUGUAGUUCGAAAGAUGGCUAUCUCAGCUGUUGCUGGUAUCCUUAAACAGCUAAAAAGAACCCACAAAAAGCUGACCAUUAACCCAUGUGAAAUCAGUGGAUAUCCUAAACCCACCCAAAUUAUUGCUGGUGAUAGACCUGAUAAUCAUUGGUUGCAUUAUGAUAGCAAAACUUUACCAAGAACUAAAAAAGAAUGGGACUCAAGUUGCUUUGUGGAAAAAACUCACUGGGGAUACUACACCUGGCCAAAGAAUAUGGUUGUUUAUGCUGGUGUGGAAGAGCAGCCUAAGCUUGGCAGAAGCAGGGAGGAUAUGACAGAGGCAGAACAGAUUAUAUUUGAUCAUUUUUCUGAUCCUAAAUUUGUUGAACAGUUAAUUACUUUUCUAUCAUUAGAAGACAGAAAAGGAAAAGAUAAGUUUAAUCCACGACGUUUUUGUCUCUUUAAGGGUAUAUUCAGGAAUUUUGAUGAUGCCUUCCUGCCAGUUCUGAAGCCGCAUUUAGAACGUUUGGUUGCAGAUUCACAUGAAAGCACCCAGCGAUGUGUUGCAGAAAUUAUAGCUGGUUUAAUCAGAGGUUCUAAGCAUUGGACAUUUGAAAAGGUGGAGAAGCUGUGGGAGCUUCUGUGCCCUCUGCUUAGAACAGCACUGUCCAACAUUACCGUAGAAACUUAUAAUGACUGGGGAGCUUGUAUAGCAACAUCUUGUGAAAGCAGAGAUCCCCGGAAACUUCACUGGCUUUUUGAACUGCUGUUGGAAUCACCAUUGAGUGGUGAAGGAGGAUCCUUUGUAGAUGCAUGUCGACUUUAUGUACUACAAGGUGGCCUUGCCCAGCAAGAGUGGAGAGUGCCUGAACUAUUGCACAGACUACUGAAGUAUUUGGAGCCUAAACUCACCCAGGUUUACAAAAAUGUCAGAGAAAGAAUAGGAAGCGUGCUGACCUACAUAUUCAUGAUUGAUGUUUCUUUGCCAAAUACCGCACCAACCACAUCGCCUCAUGUCCCUGAGUUUACUGCUCGAAUUCUGGAGAAAUUGAAACCUCUCAUGGAUGUGGAUGAAGAAAUUCAGAACCAUGUUAUGGAAGAAAAUGGAAUUGGUGAAGAAGAUGAACGAACUCAGGGCAUUAAACUCUUGAAAACCAUAUUGAAAUGGCUGAUGGCAAGUGCAGGAAGAUCCUUUUCUACAGCAGUCACAGAACAACUUCAGCUUCUACCUUUGUUUUUUAAGAUUGCCCCAGUGGAAAAUGACAAUAGCUACGAUGAACUGAAAAGAGAUGCAAAGUUAUGUUUAUCGUUAAUGUCUCAGGGGUUGCUUUACCCUCAUCAAGUGCCUUUGGUACUUCAGGUGCUAAAACAAGUUCGAGAAAUGGCUGCUACUACCUUAAGCGGUCUGCUACAGUGUAACUUCCUUACCAUGGACAGUCCUAUGCAGAUUCAUUUUGAGCAACUUUGCAAAACAAAACUACCUAAGAAAAGAAAGCGAGACCCUGGUUCUGUAGGAGAUACCAUUCCUUCUGCAGAGUUGGUCAAACGCCAUGCUGGGGUGCUAGGACUUGGCGCAUGUGUUCUUUCUAGUCCUUACGAUGUUCCCACCUGGAUGCCCCAGCUCCUCAUGAAUCUCAGUGCACAUCUAAAUGAUCCUCAGCCUAUUGAGAUGACUGUAAAAAAAACCUUAUCCAAUUUCCGAAGGACUCACCAUGACAACUGGCAGGAACACAAACAGCAAUUCACUGAUGACCAACUGCUUGUUCUCACCGAUCUUCUUGUGUCACCAUGCUAUUAUGCAUAGAAAGAUGACUAGUCCUCACUUCAGGCUCUUUUCAUCAAAAAUUCCACACCCUCAGGUACCAUCUGUGGUGGCUCUCUGCAAGUUUUAAAACUGCCUCUGCUGAGCUCUCAUCAUUUUGGUGGUUUCUGUGUUAGAUCUCAUUAGUGUGCAUUCCACAGCUUCUCAGUUGCCAUUUGAUUUCCUAACUUGUCCGGAAGUGUUUCCAGAAUACUGAUCACUUUUUUUUUUUUGAGGCAUCUGACAAAGUCACAAAGUCUCAGACUAGAAAUAAUUACCCAGUAUGAUCAUGGCAUCCAAGACCAGAGUCUCGGAACUCAUUAAGAAACAGUUGACUUGGAAUGGAGAAUGCCCAUCUGUCACACAGGUCCUGUCAUUUCAUUCUUCUCAAGUUAUUUUCAAUUCUUCCCAAAUGGCUGCUGGAUUUAGAUGGUAGUAGGGCUGUGGGCCAUAAAUCUGAAGCCUUGAGAACCUUGGGUCUGGAGAGCCAUGAAGAGGGAAGGAAAAGAGGGCAAGUCCUGAACCUAACCAAUGACCUGAUGGAUUGCUCGACCAAGACACAGAAGUGAAGUCUGUGUCUGUGCACUUCCCACAGACUGGAGUUUUUGGUGCUGAAUAGAGCCAGUUGCUAAAAAAUUGGGGAUUUGGUGAAGAAAUUUCUGAUUGUUGUGUGUAUUCAAUGUGUGAUUUUAAAAAUAAACAGCAACAACAAUAAAAACCCUGACUGGCUGGUUUUUCCCUGUAUUCUUUACAACUAUUUUUUGACCCUCUGAAAAUUGUUAUACUUCACCUAAAUGAAAGACUGCUGUGUUUGUGGAAAUUUUGUAAUUUUUUUUCUUUAUUUUGUUCUCUCUUCCUUUUUAUUUUGCCUGCAGAAUCGUUGAGAGACUAAUAAGGCUUGAUAUUUAAUUGAUUUGUUUAAUAUAUGUUAUAUAAAUGUAAAAGAUUGUAUAAACUGUAGAGAUAGCAUUGGCAAGACUUUGUACAGAUGCAACCUUUUACACAACAUCAUUGUGUAAUUUGUAAAGAUUCACAUGUAGUUCUUUAUUAUAGUGAUUUUGGGCUUUUGUACCCACUGAAUGCCAUUUUUUGUGUUUUUAAAUUAUUUUCUUUUAUCUUUCCUUGUUAUAAAAACUGAGAUGUGGGGUUUUUCUCUUUUUUUCAGUUCAUUUAUCAUUAGAAUGUCUGAACUUUUAUGUAACGUUUUUGUGUGCAUCUCUCAAUGCUAACACCACAUGUUUGCGUAUGACAAGUUUAUAGAGUGAAAGGUAUCUUCUAGAUUGAAAUAAUUCACAAAUCGGUGAAUAUCAUCUUGGAACACACCCUGUACAGUCUUCCUUAAAGGAACACUACAGUAUAUUUUUAGUAUCUACAUGCUGAAUGACUCAGUACAGACCUAAGCACAGCAGUGGUCCUGGUACAGUAUUUAAGUGUCAGCAUACACAGGCGUAAUCCCUGUAUAAAGUAGUGCCAAAUUGAUUUCAACUGUGUAACUAGUUUAAAACCCAAUAAAUGGAUUGUUUUUAA